Molecule: messenger RNA, 585 nt
Organism: Trichoderma virens Gv29-8
Lineage: Eukaryota; Fungi; Ascomycota; Sordariomycetes; Hypocreales; Hypocreaceae
Exons: 3
Coding region: 26-391 (121 amino acids)
Biological process (GO): regulation of transcription elongation by RNA polymerase II; chromatin organization; mRNA processing
Cellular component (GO): nucleus; DSIF complex
Molecular function (GO): RNA polymerase II complex binding; zinc ion binding
Source: RefSeq, a predicted model, not a curated record
CCUUCCUCUCCCUCCAUCGCGCAGCAUGUCCAGCUUCGUCACCCCCGGCCAGCAGCGCUACCUGCGCGCCUGCAUGGUCUGCUCCAUCGUCAUGACAUACAGCCGCUUCCGCGACGAAGGAUGCCCCAACUGCGAAGAAUUCUUGCACCUCAUCGGCUCGCAGGACCAGAUCGAAAGCUGCACAUCGCAGGUCUUUGAGGGUCUGAUAACGCUGGCCAACCCGGCCAAGUCGUGGGUCGCAAAAUGGCAGCGUUUGGACGGCUAUGUGCCCGGCGUGUACGCGAUCAAGGUCUCGGGCCAGCUCCCUGACGAGAUUAGGUCCUCGUUGGAGGAUGAGUACAGGAUACAAUACAUUCCGAGAGAUGGCACGCAGACCGAGGCCGAUGCUUAACGAGUCUGGAUAUUCACACGAUGAUUGGGCGUACAACAGGGGCGAAUACGGCGUUUUGGAGAUGGAAUCAAACAUUGGAAGACCAAAGAUUAAUAUAUAAAUUGUUGUUAGGUCAUUAUGGUAUCUAUGGAAACGCUACAUGCUACAAAAUACAUCCGUUCCCAUAUGCAAUCUAUACGCUAUAUCAAAAACCC